AUGGCAGACUCCCUUCUCUCAUCCAUCGCAACAUUUCACACAACGAAGAUUAUCAUCACAGAUCCUUCCAAGUUUUUCUUCAUUGGAUCGAUUCCAGAAGCUAUGUAUGCCUGUGUGUCUGAGGCAAGUAACGUCAUUCAAGAAUACAAUAAGCUUCCUUUUUCGGCUCCAAAGGAACUCACUCCUGCUAUGAUUCGCUCUAUAGAGGAAGCAGACAAGCCUGCAAAGAGGGGAAAGAAACCAGAAAAACAAAAGGAUGUGAGAGUCAUUAAACCAGCUAAGGGGAAAACCCCAAAGAAGCGAAAAUCAGACAAAACCGCUCCUUCACAGCCUAAGCAGAAGAAGCUCAAAAAGCCAGCUCGGAGACUUAUUCUUCAAUCCUCCAGUGACUCAGAUUCUGAUUAUGUUCCUCCAGGCAACAAACCUCCUACUCCUACAGAAUCAGAGAACGAAAGCUCUGAAGAGGAGGCUUCGACUCGUGGUGAUACUCCACCUAGAUCACCCACACCUGAGGUACCUAUUCGCUCCCCAGUUCCUUCUUCUCUACCUACUUCUAUUCCAAUUUCCUUACCAACAACCUUCCCAGUUAUCACAUCCCAACCUACCUCUACCAUUCCUAUUUCCACUCCUCUCUUUUCUGAAGCAACCAAAACAACCACCACUAGAGUUCAAACCAAUGUAUCUGAUACGGGGGUUCGGUCUUCAGUCCCAGAAACAACCAAACCAUUAUCUCCCACACCUUCAACCGAAACCAACACUGUCCUUGGUGGAGAAGACAUGGAAUUUGAUUCCUUCUACUACAACCCUUAUCGUCAUCUCAAGGAGCUGAAUGCCAAACUUGACACUCUCAUGGCCUCUUCUUCCUCUCACAAUCCCAAUUCUGAAUCUGCUAUUCAGAAAAGGCUUAACUCCUUUGUCAAAGCACAUGAGGCUUCCAUUUCUCAUGCCACAACAGCUAUUACCUCUUCAACCAAAGGAGUAGCUAAGUUGAACGCUUCUAAAAUGACUAACUCAAUAACCAACCUCGAAGAAGCAUUUGCCACUGAGAAGCAAAAUUUUGUCAAUCUUCGCCAAGAUAUUCAAAAGGACAAUGUUGCUCUUCUUUCCUCUCUCAAUGAGCAUUUCACCAAGCUUCAAGAUGAUCUAGCCAUGGAGAACUCACUCAUGGAUUAG
Messenger RNA from Lactuca sativa (garden lettuce), 1173 nucleotides. The record is from RefSeq and is a predicted model, not a curated record. Lineage: Eukaryota; Viridiplantae; Streptophyta; Magnoliopsida; Asterales; Asteraceae.